AUGGAUAAAGGAAAGACCAACAUCCAGCGAGACUGGGAACAGCGGGAGUUCAUCGAGGAUGUCACGGUUAACAUAAAGAAGGUCACCGAAUUUUUGAACCGCUUUGACAUUUCGACACGGUACAAGCUGGCGCGCAUCAACGAGAAGCUUUCGAAGCUGGAGAGGCAGAUGGACUACCUUGAGGCAGCCCUCAAAACCGUUUCCGGAGGCGGCGACGGCGGUGCUGCCGCCGAGUAA
This is a messenger RNA of Acanthamoeba castellanii str. Neff, 237 nucleotides long. RefSeq lists its product as uncharacterized. Lineage: Eukaryota; Discosea; Longamoebia; Acanthamoebidae. Gene Ontology annotation, molecular function: protein-containing complex binding. Gene Ontology annotation, cellular component: WASH complex; SCAR complex. The record is from RefSeq and is a predicted model, not a curated record. The coding region runs from base 1 to 237 and encodes 78 amino acids. The transcript has 2 exons. Gene Ontology annotation, biological process: cell motility; actin filament organization; regulation of actin polymerization or depolymerization.